UUUUCAAUGCUUUUCUGAAAUAUUUUUUUCGAUUUUUUUUUUGGUGAGACACAUGGCUAAAAUGGAAGAUAUUUCCAAAUCAGAUCAAGCUAUGAUAGAAGAUUUGAAUAAACCAAACAUUCUUGUGAUGCCUGGCGAUUGUUUACUCAAACAUCAAAGCGAUAUUAUUGCUUCAAAUGGUACAUAUUUGAAAAAUGGUUUGAUUUAUUCAUCCGUAGCUGGUUAUAUACAAAUAACCGAACAACAAGAAUCACAUCCUGGAAAUGAUGAUGAUGAUAAUAAAGAUAUGAUAACAAAAACAAUGGAAGAAAACAAUAGCUCAUCAUCAUCUGUGCAGAAUCAAAUUACAAAAAGAAUCGUAAAAGUUAUAAGACCUGGUGAUCGUCAAAUACCAUUUUUGGAACCAGGUUCAAUUGUUACAUGUCGUGUAAUAAGAAUAACAUCAUCAUUUGCUAAAUGUAGUAUAUGCUGUAUUGAAGAUCAUAUACUUAAACAACCAUAUACUGGUUUAAUUCGUUUGGACGAUAUUCAUGAUGGUGUUUCAUCACAGCAGCAACGUUUACGACAAGUGAAUCGUUGUUUUCAUCCAGGUGAUAUCAUACUUGCACGGGUUAUAGCAGCUGGAGAUAAUCAUCAAUUCUUAUUGACAACCGCUGCACCAGAACUUGGCGUUGUAGUUGCUGUAAACGAUUGGAAUGAACCAAUGAUACCAUUGAAUUCGGCUGAAGUUUUGUGUCAACGAACUUUUUCGAAAGAAACAAGAAAAGUGGCCAAUAUUGAUUUGAUUGCCUAAAUCUGAAUCUCAUUUCAU
Dermatophagoides farinae (American house dust mite) is the source of this 811-nucleotide messenger RNA. RefSeq names its product exosome component 1 Csl4 (gene Csl4). Gene Ontology annotation, biological process: RNA processing. The record is from RefSeq and is a predicted model, not a curated record. Gene Ontology annotation, cellular component: nuclear exosome (RNase complex); cytoplasm. Lineage: Eukaryota; Metazoa; Arthropoda; Arachnida; Sarcoptiformes; Pyroglyphidae.